CAAUAGAAAGAAACCCCGUAUUAAUAAAAAAUGUGCGCUGUAACUUUAAGUUUUGCGACGUGUCGUACACGCGCUCUGCCGUAAACGCUCGCAUGGAGACAACAUGGAUGCCUCAGACUUUGCUGCAGAUGAAUCUACUUUUCGUGGAGUCGUUUGGUACAUUGUGAACCAUUAUUGAUGUUUUUUUUCUCGCCUCUCUGCUGUGGUCAUUCUUAGAGAACACAAACAGCAGAUGCUGUCCUGAAAAACAAGCGACUCGUCGUGUUGUCGGUCUGCAUCAUGUUUGUGUUGGUGGAGAUGGUCGACACUGUCAGGAUCCCUCCGUGGAACUUCCAGAGACAACUCAACGAGGCUGUAGCCGAGGAGCUCAACAAGAAACUGGCCAACAAGGUGGUCUACAAUGUUGGCCUCUGCAUCUGCUUGUAUGACAUCACUAAACUGGAGGACUCCUAUAUAUUCCCAGGGGACGGAGCCUCACACACCAAAGUUCAUUUCAGAUAUGUGGUUUUUCACCCUUUCCUCGAUGAGAUCCUGGUCGGCAAGAUCAAGUACUGCAGUCAGGAGGGAGUUCACGUGACAAUGGGCUUCUUUGAUGACAUUCUCAUUCCACCAGAGUCGCUUCAGCAGCCUGCAAAAUUUGAUGAAGCAGAGCAAGUUUGGCUCUGGGAGUAUGAGACGGAUGAGGGGACCCACGACCUCUACAUGGACCAGGGAGAGGAGAUCCGUUUUCGGGUGACAGAUGAAGUCUUCGUGGAUACGUCGCCGACGGGCCCGGCCACUGCAGCAACAGACACACCAACUCAACCCGGACAGCCGACGGCACCACCAGCAGAGGACGGCGGGGAGAAGAAAGAGGCACCAUACACUCUGAUUGGGACCAUCUGUGAGCCGGGGCUUGGGCUGUUGUCAUGGUGGAACAGUUAGCGCUGCAGAAGAAGAAGAGGAUAUCUGGGUGUCAGGAACAGACUGACCGUCAUGACCGAUCGGAAGAGAUGAGGGACGAUCAGCUGGAGACACAGAACCCUGUUGUUUCAGUGUGGAAGUCAAGAGAGAAAGUGAAACUGCUCUCUGUUGGUGCAGAAGUGACGGAUGUACACACUGUCAUGCUGAGAUGGAUUGUUUAGUAAAUACUGCCCUUAAUAUACCAGCUUCAUGUUUACAUGAAAAACUGACCAUAUGAAGUAGGUGCUGUUUAAAAAUCUGUAAUUUUUCAUGGAUGAAUAAGUGUGUGGCUCAUGAAAUAAGAACAUUGAGUUUGAAGGUGACAGAAAAAAGGCAGUGACAUUUUUUAACAGUGAAUAAACUGUGUCAGAUGUGUAAUGUGAUUGUGUUGUUCCAGAUUUAAGAUCACAUGGCAGCAAUAAAUAUUUUUUUUUCCA
Messenger RNA from Toxotes jaculatrix (banded archerfish), 1379 nucleotides. It is a transcript of the gene polr3h, whose product is annotated as polymerase (RNA) III (DNA directed) polypeptide H. Gene Ontology annotation, molecular function: DNA binding; DNA-directed RNA polymerase activity. Lineage: Eukaryota; Metazoa; Chordata; Actinopteri; Toxotidae. The coding region runs from base 280 to 924 and encodes 214 amino acids. The record is from RefSeq and is a predicted model, not a curated record. The transcript is spliced from 6 exons. Gene Ontology annotation, cellular component: RNA polymerase III complex. Gene Ontology annotation, biological process: transcription initiation at RNA polymerase III promoter; DNA-templated transcription.